This is a messenger RNA of Rhipicephalus sanguineus (brown dog tick), 876 nucleotides long. RefSeq lists its product as uncharacterized. Gene Ontology annotation, biological process: transcription by RNA polymerase I. Lineage: Eukaryota; Metazoa; Arthropoda; Arachnida; Ixodida; Ixodidae. Bases 151 to 675 code for a protein of 174 amino acids. The record is from RefSeq and is a predicted model, not a curated record. The transcript is spliced from 6 exons.
UUUGGUCGAUCCAAAGCCAAAUGGACGCGCGCAGGCUCUGCCAUGUGUUUUUGUGUUCAGUGAGUGGCAUUGCGUUUUGAGAGCUUUUUUCAUUAUUGUGCGAUAUUUGUGAAGUACUGUCACCUUCCGUGUCGUAUAAAACGUCUCGCCAUGCCUUCUGCGGAGGCGAAAAAGUAUGAAGUUCCCAGUGGCUUUUCUGCUACCACUGAUAACGUUGCUCUCCCAGCAGAAGAAAUUUCAUCAGACGAGCACCGUGUGUGGCUCAUCCAGACUCCGACUGACAUUAACAUUUCAAACCUGGAUGGAGUGAAGAUUUCGCUUCGAGGUGGGGAACACACCGAGGUCCAGAUUGGAGACAAUAGUUACGAAUUCACGAGAAAAGAACAUCACAGCGACACUCAGCGGAUGUCUGUUUUGUUACAAGACGAAGGACAUGAGCAGCUAACACUUGCUUCAGGCAUCUUUUCGGGCACGGCUACUCUUACAAAGAAGGCAUUGUGCCCAGAGAAGCCACAGCCCACGAGCCCCUCAAAACGGCCACGGCUGGAUUACUCGGCACACGAGAUCGCCCGACAGCGUUUCGUGCCAUUUGGGUCUGACGAUGUUGUGACCCUCAGCAAACGACACAAGGACAAGGCGGAGAAGGUUAAAAAAAGCAAGAAGUCCAAGAAGUGACCUGUUAUCUUUGGGACAACACAGUUUUAAAGGACAUUUGGGCAUGACAUCGGGUGCUUUGACGUUGAAGUUGUAUGAUAAAGGUCUUUUCGCGAAAAAAAAAACAAAAAAAAGCAACAAUCUUUUCUGCAUAAUGAUGCUGCUGUGAUAAAUAAAGCUGUGAAUGUGCAGGAAUGCCACGUUGCACUACUGACAAAAUAA